Meriones unguiculatus (Mongolian gerbil) is the source of this 1365-nucleotide messenger RNA. It is a transcript of the gene Cblif, whose product is annotated as cobalamin binding intrinsic factor. Bases 1 to 1254 code for a protein of 417 amino acids. NCBI's taxonomy places the organism in Eukaryota, Metazoa, Chordata, Mammalia, Rodentia, Muridae. Gene Ontology annotation, molecular function: cobalamin binding. The record is from RefSeq and is a predicted model, not a curated record. Gene Ontology annotation, biological process: cobalamin transport. The transcript has 9 exons.
AUGGCUUGGCUUACCCUCUGCUUCCUAAAUGUCUUCUGGGCUGUGGCAGGAACCAGCACCCGAGCCCACAGCUCUUGCUCUGUCCCCCCAGAACAGCAGCCCUGGGUCGACGGCCUACAAGUGCUCAUGGAGAAGUCGGUGAUUGAGUCAGACUUCCCAAACCCCAGCAUCCUGAUUGCCAUGAACCUGGCUGGCACCUACAACCUGGAGGCCCAGAAGCUCCUGACUUACCAGCUCAUGGCUAGUGACAGUGCAGACCUGACAAGUGGGCAGCUCGCUCUCACCGUUAUGGCUCUGACUUCCUCCUGCCGAGACCCGGGAAGUAAAGUGUCCAUUCUGCAAAAGAAAAUGGAGAACUGGACACCUUCAAGCCCCGGUGCUGAAGCAUCAGCUUUCUAUGGACCUGGUCUGGCGAUCCUUGCACUGUGCCAGAAGAACUCAGAGGCAACCUUACCCAUCGCAGUACGCUUUGCUAAGACCCUGAUGAUGGAGUCCUCUCCUUUCAAUGUGGACACAGGAGCAGUAGCAACCUUGGCCCUGACCUGCAUGUACAACAGGAUUCCUGUGGGUUCUCAGGAAAACUACAGAGCCCUGUUUGGUCAGGCACUGAAGGCUAUUGUGGAGAAUAUCAGCUUGAAGAUCAAAGCUGAUGGCAUCAUCGGAGACAUCUACAGCACUGGCCUUGCCAUGCAGGCUCUCACUGUGACACCUGAGCAACCUACCAAGGAGUGGGACUGUGAGAAGACUAUGAAUACAAUACUCAAUGAGAUUAAGCAGGGGAAAUUCGAAAACCCCAUGUCCAUUGCCCAAAUUCUUCCCUCCUUGAAAGGCAAGACUUACCUAGAUGUGCCCCAAGUAACUUGUGGUUCUGAUCAUGAAGUACCACCAACCUCAACUGACUAUCCUACCCCAGUCCCCACCUCAUUAUCUAACAUCACUGUUGUAUACACCAUAAACAACCAGCUGAGGGGGGUUGAUCUGCUCUUCAAUGCGACCAUCAAGGUUAGUGUGAAAAGCGGAUCUGUGCUACUUGCUGUCCUAGAGGAAGCUCAGCGCAAAAACCCCAUGUUCAAAUUUGAAACCACAAUGACAUCUUGGGGCCUUAUUGUCUCUUCUAUCAACAAUAUUGCUGAAAAUGUUAAUCAUAAGACAUACUGGGAGUUUCUUAGUGGCAAAACACCUUUGGAUGAAGGGGUCGCUUACUAUAUCCCCUUCAACCAUGAGCACAUCACAGCCAACUUCACGCAGUACUGAGAAGUGUCUUCUGUUGCAUGUGGCCAACGGAUGAGGGGCUUUAUUUCUCACUUCACUUCAACUCUAUGCCAGAAAAAAGUGGAUGUUAACAAUGCUACUCAGUUCCUGAUA